Molecule: messenger RNA, 471 nt
Organism: Protopolystoma xenopodis
Lineage: Eukaryota; Metazoa; Platyhelminthes; Monogenea; Polystomatidea; Polystomatidae
Source: the annotation of a GenBank genome assembly
UUGGUUGCCUUACGCCCAAAGAGGGACAUCUUAUCUCGUCUCGACUCUGCUGCAGGUCGGCCGACAGAACUUGAAUCCGAUCAGUGCCACGAACACUUUUCACGCAACAGCAUUACGCCACGCCGAUCUGGUGGCAGGAUUGACGUGCACUUCGUGGCAUUGCAGGCCGUCAACAUGUCACAUGCUUGGUGUGGAAGUGUCGAUGCAGCAAAUGUGCAUUUUGGGUGUGCAGUUUUGGUUGGUUUGAGGACCCUUUUGGGUUGGUUUCACGUGCCUUCGCAAGUGGGCACCAACGACGGCCAGAGCUGGUGGCAUAAAAUGUGUAUUUGCUGUCAUAAUGGACAGCAUGAACUUGAAUUGGUAGGGAGCAGUCUAUCCGAGAUUCGCCAGCCUCUCCUUCCGCUGAUGAUGAUUCGUCCACGAUGGUACAACUUGCGCGAGGGAGGCAAAUGCGUCGAGAUUGAACUGUGA